CCUGUCUACACAAUCAGUCAAUGGCCGGCCGCUGGAUGAGCGAGAAGACUCUUUGGAAUAAUAAUAGUUUUUAUUACUAAUAUAAGUUUGCGACAAAUAAAGAAGCUCUUAACGCGGCAACAUAUGCACAGUGCCUUUUGAACAGUCAAUUGGAGAGCACACGCACCACACCACUUCCUCAUCGCACGCAAAAGCCGCCGCACAGCACAAAUAAACUCCAAUAUGCUCACUAAAGUCUUCCGUAUGGUGAUGCUGGGUGCACCAGCUUCCGGAAAGGGUACCAUCUCAAAGCGCAUUGUCGAGAAAUUCAAUUUCGUACACAUCUCCCCGGGUGAUAUGUUGCGCCUAAAUGUACUACACAAAACGGAGUUGGGCAAAAAGGCGAAACAAUUUAUGGAUGCAGGCAAAUUGGUACCCGAUGAUAUUGUAAUGAAAUGUGUGCUGAGCCGUAUCACCGAAGUGGGUAACAAAUCAUGGAUGCUGGAUGGAUUUCCACGAACACUCGUGCAAGCUGAACGUUUGAAUGCGAGUGAACCGUUACAUGCGGUUAUAAACUUGGAGGUGCCACACGAUGUGAUCAUCGAACGAGUGAAGGGUCGUUAGAUACACUUGCCAUCCGGACGGGUGUACAAUGUGGGCUUCAACGAUCCCAAAGUGCCAGGUAAAGAUGAUAUAACUGGUGAGGAUUUGGUGCAACGUGAUGAUGAUAAGCAAGAGGUGGUCGCGCAACGCUUACAAGUGUAUGAAGAGAUGCUACGGCCAGUAUUGGAAUAUUAUCAGAAGCAAGAACUCAUAACUAAUUUCCGGGGGCGCACCACAGCCGAAAUAUGGCCACAAGUGGAGCAAUUUUUAGUAGAGAAAACGAAGGCGGCGGUGGCGAAAAGGCUGUAAAGGAGGGAAUUUGGUCAUUUUUAUGUAUUUGCAUGAAUAUGAUAGCGCACAAAACUGCUUUACUUAAAAUUCCUUAGAGUCAAGAACGAUAAUUGCAAAUGUUUAUUGUUAUGCAUAAAUUUA
Molecule: messenger RNA, 1014 nt
Organism: Ceratitis capitata (Mediterranean fruit fly)
Lineage: Eukaryota; Metazoa; Arthropoda; Insecta; Diptera; Tephritidae
Gene: Ak3
Product: GTP:AMP phosphotransferase AK3, mitochondrial
Exons: 2
Biological process (GO): nucleobase-containing compound metabolic process
Cellular component (GO): mitochondrion; cytoplasm
Molecular function (GO): ATP binding; AMP kinase activity
Source: RefSeq, a predicted model, not a curated record